UUUCACGGAACCCGGAAGCGUUCCUGUUUCGACCGUUCCUGCUAUACACCCACUCUUUUGCGGCUUAAUUAGCCACUGUAAAAUAUCUGUUUAUAUAGGUCUUCCGAUAUAUUCACUUGUAGGUAGUUUUAAGGAUAGCAAGCAUGGCGGGUCGGCUACCGGCUUGUGUUGUUGACUGCGGAACAGGCUACACGAAGCUUGGUUAUGCAGGAAACACUGAACCACAGUUCAUCAUGCCGUCAUGCAUUGCUAUCAAAGAGUCAGCCAAGGUUGGAGACCAGGCUCAGCGCCGGAUGAUGAAGGGUGUCGAUGACCUGGACUUCUUUAUCGGCGAUGAAGCCAUCGAUAAACCAUCUUAUGCAACAAAGUGGCCCAUUCGUCAUGGGAUAGUGGAAGACUGGGACCUGAUGGAGAGAUUUAUGGAGCAGAUCAUCUUUAAAUAUCUGCGGGCAGAACCUGAAGAUCAUUAUUUUCUUUUGACAGAGCCUCCUCUCAACACACCUGAGAACAGAGAGUACACAGCAGAGAUCAUGUUUGAGUCAUUUAAUGUGCCUGGUCUUUACAUUGCUGUUCAGGCUGUCCUGGCACUGGCUGCCUCCUGGACAUCAAGACAAGUUGGCGAGCGAACACUGACAGGCACUGUGAUCGACAGUGGAGAUGGAGUCACACACGUCAUUCCAGUGGCUGAAGGCUACGUUAUUGGCAGCUGCAUUAAGCACAUUCCUAUUGCCGGUCGAGACAUCACAUACUUUACCCAACAGCUGCUGAGGGAGCGAGAAGUGGGAAUACCCCCAGAACAAUCUCUGGAGACAGCUAAAGCUGUCAAGGAGCGGUUCAGCUACGUCUGCCCUGACCUUGUGAAGGAGUUUAACAAAUAUGACACGGAUGGCUCAAAGUGGAUAAAACAGUACACAGGUGUCAAUGCAGUCACUAAGAAAGAGUUCACCAUAGACGUUGGGUAUGAACGCUUCCUUGGACCGGAGAUCUUCUUCCAUCCUGAGUUUGCCAACCCAGAUUUUACUCAGCCGAUAUCCGAGGUGGUGGAUGAAGUCAUCCAGAACUGCCCCAUUGAUGUCAGACGCCCAUUGUACAAGAACAUUGUGCUUUCCGGAGGCUCCACCAUGUUCAGGGACUUUGGCCGACGCCUCCAGAGGGAUCUCAAGAGAACUGUGGACGCACGGCUGAAGAUGAGUGAAGAGCUGAGCGGGGGCAAAUUAAAGCCGAAACCCAUUGAUGUGCAAGUCAUCACGCAUCACAUGCAGAGGUACGCUGUCUGGUUCGGAGGAUCAAUGCUAGCAUCUACUCCUGAAUUUUACCAAGUGUGCCACACAAAGAAAGACUAUGAAGAGAUCGGGCCGAGCAUCUGCCGCCACAACCCCGUAUUCGGAGUCAUGUCUUAGGUUUUAGGCAAGUGCAAUAAGUCGAGGAGGAAAUGGAGGAAGCACCCCAAGACCUCACAAGCUAUGGAAGUCCCAUGAGCUUUUGCACGAACGCUACGACAGACCUGUUUAUUCAGAUAGAGCGACAGUGGACCAAACAAACUGCCAGAAGCAUGGCAAGAUCCUCCCAAAUUAGAGGAGAGAGGCGACUCAGUCUAACGGAUCUACGAAUAAAAAUUGUUUACUGCAAGUAGGUUAAAAAUAGGUGAUCAAAUCAGAUUUCUGCGUGCCUCAUAUGUAUUAUAACAGUAUAUCCUCACAGGGUUGUAAAAUGUAAGUCCUGUUCAAAUACAUUCUGUGCAUGUUUGUGGCUUUGGGUUCUUUCCUAUGUGUUUUAUUCUCUAAAUAACUGGUUCGAGAAGAUGGAUGAUUGAUUUCCCCACAAACAUCGUAAAAUAAAUCACCUGUUUGAUAAUUUACUUAUCAAUUGGUGCAAACACAGAUUUUGUGAAAAAACUAUUUGCCAACUCAUUCCUUAUUGUAUACGUUUUCAUUUUUGGUAUGUGUUUCAUAUUUUACUAUGCCCCUUAGUACGGGGGAUGAGACAAGUCCUGUCUGUUGUUCACGUACAGCAUUACUUUCCUUCGACCUUUUAUUUAUAUGAAUCAUCUCUUAAAAAAAUUCUGUUAAUAUAUGAACGUGCAGUUUGACUGACUGUUGUCGGACCAUCACUGUUGCCUAGAUCUCAGUUUUACUGGAUAGCCUUGACUGUACCAAACCUGGAUUUCAAUGCUGGCAUCACAAUAAAUGCCAAGGAGAUGUC
Molecule: messenger RNA, 2202 nt
Organism: Betta splendens (Siamese fighting fish)
Lineage: Eukaryota; Metazoa; Chordata; Actinopteri; Anabantiformes; Osphronemidae
Product: actin-related protein 3
Exons: 12
Coding region: 144-1400 (418 amino acids)
Biological process (GO): Arp2/3 complex-mediated actin nucleation
Cellular component (GO): actin cortical patch; Arp2/3 protein complex
Molecular function (GO): actin filament binding
Source: RefSeq, a predicted model, not a curated record